AUGGGCGUCCAACAAAUAUUUACUAAGAAAAUGAGUUCAUCUAGUACCUUCAUACUAGUGGCUCUAUGUUUUGCACUAUUCACGGACACUUUCGUUUAUGGCAUUAUCGUACCUAUUCUUCCUUUCCUAUUGAUGGGCCAUGGCAACAUGGCUUCAAAGGACGUUCAAAAAUGGUCGUCUAUUUUAUUAGCGACUUAUGGUGUUGCUCUUUUACUUGGCUCUCCUGCGGUGGGAUAUUUUUGCGACAAAUAUCGCACUCGGAAAGCACCACUAGUUUCUGGUUUUGUCGCCAUGGCCCUUGCGACCGCCCUGUUUAUGUCUGCAACUAAUGUUUGGGUGCUUCUCGUAGCUCGAGUAUUCCAGGGUCUGUCAGGCGCGGUCGUGGGGGUUUUAGGGUUGAGCAUGAUUGCGGAAACAUCCAGUCCGGAACAUUUGGGUUCACACAUGGCUUGCGGGUCAGCAUCACUGACAUGGGGGAUGCUCUGUGGUCCCAUGACUGGUGGUUUCCUGUUUUCCCAAUUUGGCACUGUUGGUGCUUUCGGAGUCCCAAUGGCACUACUUGUGGUUGACAUUAUCCUGCGAAUGUUGAUUGUGCAGGAGGAUGAAGAUGAACCCAAAAGCCAUCACCAGGAGAAUUCUCCUCUCUUGGAGAGCAGCAACAGUAUCUCUGGUGAUACUUCGUUGAGCUUUUACCAAUUCUUGCAUCCACUCAUGCUGGGUCUGGUAUUUUCAGUUCUUAUCAUUUCUUCCAUUUUAUCUGCCAUCGAAACGACGCUUCCACUAUACGUGCUCGACACGUAUCAUUGGUCUAGUCUGGGUGCAGGACUUGUAUUCCUCCCAUUGACAAUACCUUCCGUCCUCAGUAUUCUAAUUGCCCACUUUGUAAGGCAUUGCAUGCCACGAACGGUUGUGGUGACUGGAUUCUUCUUAAUGGCAGUGCCGAUGGUCUCACUGCGAUGGACACAAGCAAACACGGUCCAUCACGAAAUCGCCCUUAUUUCCUUGCUCUUCGUCGUCGGAGUAUGUCUUACAACAGUGCAAGCGAUCAUCAUGGGGGAUGUCUCCAAUGCAGUCCGGAAGAUUGAAAUCAUUCACGGGAUUACAGAAGAGAAGAGCAGCGGACAGGCGCGGGGCUAUGCACUCUGUAACAUGGCAUUUGCCGCCGGUCAAACGCUUGGUCCGAUGGCUGGUGGAUUCAUCAAAUAUGAAUUAGGGUGGGGAUUUAUGACACUAAUCCUUGGAAUACUAUGUUUGGUCGCUGGCCUGUCGUCGUUCUUUUCUAUGUCGGCGGCCCCCCAAGUCGACGGGAACAAGGCCAAGGUCGGCGAUAAUGAAUGUUGA
Messenger RNA from Penicillium hordei, 1341 nucleotides. RefSeq names its product MFS transporter. Bases 1 to 1341 code for a protein of 446 amino acids. The transcript is spliced from 8 exons. The record is from RefSeq and is a predicted model, not a curated record. Gene Ontology annotation, molecular function: transmembrane transporter activity. Gene Ontology annotation, biological process: transmembrane transport. NCBI's taxonomy places the organism in Eukaryota, Fungi, Ascomycota, Eurotiomycetes, Eurotiales, Aspergillaceae.